Messenger RNA from Centruroides sculpturatus (bark scorpion), 2650 nucleotides. Its product is annotated as major facilitator superfamily domain-containing protein 6-like. Gene Ontology annotation, cellular component: membrane. The record is from RefSeq and is a predicted model, not a curated record. The transcript has 7 exons. NCBI's taxonomy places the organism in Eukaryota, Metazoa, Arthropoda, Arachnida, Scorpiones, Buthidae. Gene Ontology annotation, molecular function: transmembrane transporter activity. Bases 857 to 2650 code for a protein of 597 amino acids.
AACUUUGCUCGAACAGAAUACCAAGUAAUACGUAAUCACGUGAACACAAAGCCGAAAUGAUCCUCGAGAGUACGUAAAACAAUUGAGACACGUAAACUAAACGCAAAUUGGCAUUAAUUUUAGUAACUCGAUACGUAAUUUUUCCUUUCAGUAUUUCAACAGAAGGAUUUUAUGGUUCAAAUUCUAAUUACACUGCAACAAAACUAGUUUUUUUCGCAUUGUAUAAGCGAUCGGUCACUGAAACUUCCAGCGUUUUGGCUCUAUUACACACAAUUAAGAACCGGUUUACAUCAUCACAGAUCAAGAAAAAUUUCUGAUAUAUCGAAUUAAUGACGUCGAAUAAACGCAAAUUCCAUCGACCGAACAUCCCUUAAGCAUAAACAAUUUCAUUAACGCGUUAUCAAUAGACACGUGAUCAAAAAAAAAAUUCAAAUGACGCCAUUUUUAUAAUGGUCAUCGCUACGUGACGUAGAGUUACUCUGAACAGAUUACGUAAAUAAGUUGAAAGUUCAUACGAUUAUUAAAGGGUCAGAAUGUACAUAAAGGAGAGUUGCAGCAGCAGCAGCAUCGAAGUUAACCUAAAAACACUGGACACCUUCCUGAAUGAAAACCGAGAGGAAAUUAACCUACAGGAACUUUCUUUAGCGGAAUUUAUCGAAUGUUACAGGAAGUCGGAGUUAAUGGAGUCAUUUUUAAACGUUGGCAACUAAAAAAAAUGGCAGUUCGACUUGUUUUCUAGCUGCUAAAAUUGUCACUUAAUGUAUCUGACGUGCAGAGAAAGUAUUCGGGAUUGAAUAUAUGAUACCUCACCUAUAUACAAUUGUAUAUAAACCAGCAUUGAAAGCUAUACACUUGUAUGUUCGAUGUACAGUACACUAUACACGUCAAACAAAAAAAUAAAGACUUCCUACAGAACGUCAUCGGGUACCGGUUACGUCAUAUUCAACUGGUUGGUUGUUGCAGCUGCAUCCAGACUCUCCAACUUUGCAAGCCACAGGGGUCAAAGAGAAAUUUAAAGAUGCCUCUAACAUUCUUUCAAGAUUUAAAAAAUAAACAGUUGUUACCAAUCAAACUGUUGCUAUUUCUUCAGGCUGCAGGUGACAUGGCUCUAUAUCCUUUUAUAACUUUACACAUGAAGUAUCUCGGGAUAAGUGUUACCGAUAUUGGCAUUCAGUUCGCCGUCUCUCCGGUUGCCACGCUGAUUGCGACUCCUCUUGUUGGUCUUCUAGCUGACAAGAUAGGAAACUUUAAAAUAAUGUUGAGCAUUUCGCUAAUUCUGUGCGCUGUAGUCUCUCAGCUUUUCAUGCUGGUGCCAGCAGUCGAGACUAUAACUUUACCCAGCAAAGAAAUUUUCUUGGCCUGCAAUUUUACCGAAUAUGAAAGACCUCUGUUAUCAGUGGAUCACCUGGACGACGAAGAGACAUUUGUCGGAUGCAAAAUGUCUUGCAGACACCAUAAUUCGACGAGUUUCAACUUAUGCUUUGUCAGUUCUACUAGGAAAGUUUGUAUUUCUGAUGCCAAUUUUGAUUUUGGUAUUUCUAACCGGAGUGUGGAUAGAGAAUUCUUUUUUAACAACAACACUUAUAACAUGAUUACAUGUUCAGUUAACAGUAAUUGGACUUUGUGUGGUGUGGAAUGUUUACAAAUUAGAAACAAUACCAUAGUGGACACUAAAUCAAAGGCAAUUACCUUUUGGUCCUAUCUGUUAAUAAGAGUGGGAUUAUUUGUGAUUAUAGCUACAGAAAUGAGUUUAUUAAAAGCAGCUAUUUUGACUAUUUUAGAUAAAGUUGAUUCGGAUUACGGUUUUCAACGUCUCUGGGCAUCUGUUGCAGUCUGUGUAGUUCCACCCAUAACUGGGAUAAUUAUGGAUCAACUGCAAAAAGGUGACGUACAAGUCUAUGCACCGUGCUUCUAUAUAUAUGGCGGAAUGAAAGUUUUAAUGGCAAUUAUAGCGUUAAUUGUCAGUUUGGACGUCAAGCCUCCUACUUUACACGUGUGGAAAAACUUGGGUAAACUAUUAAAGAAUGUAGAAGUCGACACACUCCUCUUUUAUUGUACUUUUAUAGGAAGCUGUUGGGGUUUUCUGGAGACUUUCUUCCUCUGGUUCAUGGAAGGUUUGGGUGCCAGUAAGUCCUUAAUGGGGCUGACUUUUACAGUGGGUGCAGUCUCUGGCAUACCCGUAACACUUAUCGCCGGAGCACUGGCUAGAAAAUUGGGUCACGUGCCAUUAAUAGUGUUCGGACUGAUAGUGUAUUGUGGGAGGUUUAUCGGAUAUUCAUUCAUAGAAACACCUUACGAAGCAUUAGGACUCGAAGCCCUGGAGUGUAUAACUAUGGGACUUAUGAUGAUAACUUUAACGACUUAUGCCAAUCUGCUGGCUGGAAAUGAAUUAGUUGCAACUAUGCAGGCAACGUGGGCUUCAUUACAUUUUUCUGUUGGUCGAGCAUUAGGAAGUGUAAUAGGAGGAUUUUUAAUGGAACAAUUUGGAACAAGAAAAACAUAUCAAAUAUUUGCUGCGUCGUGUGCAACUAUGGGUGCAUUGUACCUUUUAAUUUAUAAAAUAUGGUUUGCAAAGAAUCAUCAAAAAGAUAAACCCAAAGAGGAGACAGAACACGAGAANUAUAUAUAUAUAAAGGGUGGUAACCAUUAA